AUGAGUGAGCUUCCUGAGGAUUCCCUGAAGACCGUUCUGUUGGAGUUAGAAUGUCACUUCACCUGGAAUCUACUCAAGGAGGACAUUGAUCUGUUUGACGUGGAAGACACAAUUGGGCAACAGCUUGAAUUUCUGACGACAAAAUCCAGACUCACUCUUUAUAACUUACUGGCCUACGUGAAACACCUAAAAGGCCAGAACAAGGAUGCCCUGGAGUGCUUGGAACAAGCAGAACAGAUAAUCCAGCGGGAGCACUCGGACCAAGAAGAAGUGCGAAGCCUGGUCACCUGGGGGAAUUACGCCUGGGUGUACCAUGACAUGGGCCAGCUGAAAGCAGCUCGGGAGUACGCAGACAAGGUAGGGGACGUCUGCAAGAAGAUGUCCAGCCCUUUCAACUACAGGUUGGAGUGUCCCGAGAUUGACUGUGAGAGAGGGUGGGCCCUUCUGAAAUUUGGGGGAAAGUAUUACCAAAAGGCUAAAGCGGCUUUUGAGAAGGCUCUGGAAGUGGAACCAGACAACCCAGAAUUUAACAUCGGGUAUGCCAUCACCGUGUACCGGCUGGAUGAUUCCGACCGGGAAGGGUCUGUGAAAAGCUUCUCUCUGGGCCCUCUGAGGAAGGCUGUCACCCUGAACCCGGAUAACACCUACAUCAAGGUCUUCCUGGCACUGAAGCUCCAAGAUGUACACGCGGAAGCCGAAGGGGAAAAGUACAUUGAAGAGAUCCUGGACCAGAUAUCCUCCGAGCCUUAUGUCCUUCGUUACGCGGCCAAAUUCUACCGGAGGAAAAACUCCUGGGACAAAGCCCUUGAACUCCUGAAAAAGGCUUUGGAGGUGACCCCGACCUCCUCCUUCCUGCACCACCAGAUGGGACUCUGUUACCGGGCCCAGAUGAUCCAAAUCAAGAAAGCCACGCGCAACAGGCCCAAAGGCAAAGACAAACUGAAGGUGGACGGGCUGAUCACGUCUGCCAUCUUUCACUUCAAGGCAGCCGUGGAACGAGACUCCAUGUUCGCCUUCGCCUACACCGACCUGGCCAACAUGUACGCCGAGGGAGGCCAGUACAGCAACGCCGAAGACAUUUUCCAGAAAGCCCUUCGCCUGGAGAACAUCACGGAUGACCACAAGCAUCAGAUCCACUACCACUACGGCCGCUUUCAAGAAUUCCACCGUAAGUCAGAAAACACCGCCAUCCACCAUUACCUGGAAGCCCUCAAGGUCAAAGACCGGUCCUCCCUGCGCCCCAAACUGACGAGCGCCCUGAAGAAACUGGCUACCAAGCGGCUGGGGCACAACGCGGCAGACCUGCAGAGCCUGAGCGCCCUCGGCUUCGUGUACAAGCUGGAGGGGGAAAAAAGGCAGGCUGCCGAGUAUUACGAGAGGGCCCAGAAGGUAGAUCCAGAAAACGUGGAGUUCCUCACGGCCCUCUGUGAGCUUCGGCUUUCCGCUUAG
Messenger RNA from Pipistrellus nathusii (Nathusius's pipistrelle), 1449 nucleotides. Lineage: Eukaryota; Metazoa; Chordata; Mammalia; Chiroptera; Vespertilionidae. The record is from the annotation of a GenBank genome assembly.